AAAGCAUUACGGAGCUAAGACGUUCCAAGACAACCCAAAAGAUCCUUGGUUUGUUUACCUUUGUGCAGCCUGAAGAUGAACUGUCUAUUAUUUGGUUUAGUAUGCGUUAGUUUAGGGAUGCUCGUUUCAUGUGAGAUUAAGACAUACCGCCUUGUACACGUCCCCAAUGAAGGUAUGGAGAUUGCUCAAGAUAUAGUUUACGACGACAUCGAAAACACAGUAACUGUCGUCAUUGGAGAUGUCUCAAUGUACAAAGGCCACGAGGCAACUGUUAAUUUCCACGAUUUCAACACGGGUUACGUCGCUUUCAAGGACAUUCGUAGACAGUUGUGCUUUUUGUCAACAGCUCCAGUUCCGUAUGCCACUCCCGAUAUUUAUGCUAAGGGAAGGACAAAUAUGACAUUAGACUUUCACUUCGAGAUCGACCCUGUUCUGAAGUCACAUGAUGAUGUCAUUAAAAUUGCCGGUGAAAAAUUGGCCAACUUCUGUCAGCAUUACAGAACAUUCUUCAGAACUCUCAUUCCAAAAGGAAGAUAUCGCAGAGCUAUAUCAGCAGUAGCACCAUGUAGUCACCAUUGCGGUAUUUGCAGAGCGACGGGACAAAUUAGCCUAGUUUGAACGCUCUAACGGGCUACUGUUAUGACAGAUUCAUCAGUUAACAUGACGAGAAUGAUUACCUUGCUACACUUGUGACUUGUCGGUAGUUGUUCGUUCGAAUAUUACAAAGUUAUUCAUGUCUGUUUCUUAUUGUCAAAAUAUAGUCCCUGAAUUGGUCAAUUGAACUGUUUGGAUGAAAACAUGCGUCAUGUGAGUUGUUGGUUUGUCUUGGUUGAAGUUUGCUUUGACCUGUAUGCUGUUUAUUUUGUGUAAUCAGCUUCUA
Molecule: messenger RNA, 880 nt
Organism: Mya arenaria
Lineage: Eukaryota; Metazoa; Mollusca; Bivalvia; Myida; Myidae
Exons: 7
Coding region: 76-618 (180 amino acids)
Source: RefSeq, a predicted model, not a curated record